AUACAUAGGCUUUUUCUCCGGCGGUUACCGGAAAAAGAAACUUCGCCGGAAUGUGGCAACCAAGCGCUUUUCCCCGUGCGCUUUCUCUGCUUCUUCUUCUUCACUCACUGCUAGCUGUAGUCUCUGCUCAGGGAUCGAACAGAACUACUUGGAACACUCUCAGCGGAAGGCCACCAUUGGUCAUUGCACGUGGUGGGUUUUCUGGGCUAUUUCCUGAUUCCAGUUCUGCUGCCUAUUAUUUUGCAGUAAAUACUGGUUUAAAAGAUCUCAUUGUAUGGUGUGAUUUGCAAUUAACGAAAGAUGCGGGUGGGAUCUGCGUUCCAUAUAUCAAGCUUGAAAAUGGUACUAACAUUAAUUAUGUUUUCAAAAAUAAAAGUAAUUACCCCGUAAAUGGAGUACAAACAAGCGCCUAUUUUGCCGUGGAUUACACCCUGAAGGAAUUGCAAUCCAAUGUCAUCUUGGUUCAGGGAGUAUACUCUCGAACAAACAGGUUUGAUGGAAGAUUAAAUGAAAUUCUUACUAUCAAUGACUUGGUUAAAGAAGCAGCCCCACCAGGAUUGUGGUUGAAUAUUCAGCAUGAUGCAUUCUACGCAAAACACAAUUUGAGCAUGAGAAACUUCGUGCUUUCUGUUUCUAGAACAGUAAAAAUCCGUUACAUCUCAUCACCUGAAGCUGGUUUCUUAAGAAGUAUAAAAGCACACUUCAACCCAAGAACGACAAAACUGGUCUUCAUGUUUCUGGGACAAGAUGAAGUAGACCCAUCAACCAAUAAUAAGACUUAUGGUUCACUUCUAAAAAAUCUGACAUUCAUCAAGACAUUUGCUUCAGGAAUUAUUGUUCCCAAAGGAUACAUAUGGCCUGUAGAUCCAAGUUUUUAUCUACUACCACAUACCUCUUUGGUCUCCGAUGCGCACAAAGUGGGGCUGGAGGUCUUUGCAUCAGAUUUUGCCAAUGAUAUUUCAAUUAGCUUUAACUACAGUUAUGACCCUGUUGCUGAGUACCUCAAUUUCAUUGACAAUGGAAACUUCUCUGUUGAUGGUGUGUUGUCUGACUUCCCCCUAACACCAUCUGAAGCUAUUGACUGCUUUGCUCACAUAGGCGCUAAUGCUUCAAAGAAAGUUAACACUUUGGUCAUUUCAAAAUAUGGAGCAAGUGGAGAUUAUCCUCCCUGUACUGAUUUAGCAUAUGAAAAGGCUAUUUCAGAUGGUGCGGAUGUUCUUGACUGUCCUGUUCAAAUGUCAAAGGAUGGAAUACCAUUUUGCUUAAGCUCCGUCGAUCUCCUAGAGAGCACAAUCGAUGCUCUAUCAAGUUUCAGCAAUUUUUCCACACAAAUCCCAGAGAUCAAACCUGGCAGUGGCAUAUUUACAUUCAACUUGAAAUGGGAUGAUAUCAAAAGCUUGACCCCUUAUAUGGUGAGCCCUUAUUAUAAAAACAAAUUGUUCAGGAACCCAAAAUAUAACAAGGUGCAAUUUUUAACAUUGUCAGAUUUCUUGAACUUGACAAAAAGUAAGGCUUCCCUAUCAGGUGUUGUGAUCAUUAUCGAGAAUGCAGCCUAUCUUGCAAGGGAACAAAACUUAAGUGUGACUGAUGCAGUCAUUGAUACUUUGAGCAAAGGAGGUUAUGAUAAACCAAGGGCUCCAAAAGUUAUGAUUCAAUCCACUAAUAGUUCUGUACUACUGAAAUUCAAGGAGAAAACCAAAUAUGAGCUUGUCUACAAGAUUGAUGAGAAAAUUGAUGAUGCUGUUGAUUCAGCUAUUUCAGAUAUCAAAAGCUUUGCUCAUUCUGUGGUCGUCAAAAAGGAUUCUGUUUAUCCUGUCAGUGACCUCUUCCUGACAGGCUCUACAAAGACUGUGUCAAAGUUCAAAUCUUUUAAUCUCUCUGUUUAUGUAGAAACCUUCAGCAAUGAGUUUGUAUCUCAGGCAUGGGAUUUCUUGUCAGAUGCAACUGUGGAGAUUAACACAUUUGUUCAAAAUGAAGGAAUUGAUGGUGUCAUCACAGACUUCCCAAAAACAGCUAAUAGAUACAGAAGGAACAGAUGCUUGAAUUUGGGAAAGAGCACACCUCCUUACAUGCAACCAGUUGACAUAGGUGGCCUGAUACAAGUUAUGACCAAACCUUACUUGCCACCAGCUGAGGCUCCAGCCCCUCCCCUGACUAAAUCUGAAGUGACAGAACCUCCUUUGCCUACUGUUUCUAAAAUAGCCCCAUCUUCUAACCCCAUUGCUGUGGCUGGACCAGGAGCACAACCACCAAGAAAUGCACAGGCUAAGGUCACUGUCUGCUUCUUCUUGUCCACUCUGAUUGUGCUUGUAGCUUCUCUUCUGCUUUGAGUGAUGCAGGCUUCCCUCUUCCCACUUCCCACUUCCCACUUCCCACUAAGAAGGGGGAAAAGUUGGAAGAAAGGGUUGUCGUUUAUGCUCACUUAGCCCUCUUUUGCCACACAACGAAGUCUUUGGCUUCAGACUGCUGGAAAAUUCCAACUUUUAAUUUGCAGCUGUAAUUAUUUCCAUUAAUUGUGGUAGCUAGGUAUAUUCCCCUAUCCUGUAGCUAAGUAUCUAUGUAUUCUUACUAGAUGAGCAUUUUGUAUUUUCUUUUGUAAAAUAUAUUUAUAGUGUUGUGUACUUGGCCUGAGAUAAACAUGGCACAAGUUGGAGACCCACAUGGAGAUUUGAGGAAUUAUCUUCUGCAUCUUCAUGGAUUAGUUGUUUCAAUAUUAAUAGUACAUUCUCUUCAGAUUCCAUUUGAAAU
Molecule: messenger RNA, 2748 nt
Organism: Abrus precatorius (Indian licorice)
Lineage: Eukaryota; Viridiplantae; Streptophyta; Magnoliopsida; Fabales; Fabaceae
Product: glycerophosphodiester phosphodiesterase GDPDL3-like
Exons: 9
Coding region: 51-2330 (759 amino acids)
Biological process (GO): lipid metabolic process
Molecular function (GO): glycerophosphodiester phosphodiesterase activity
Source: RefSeq, a predicted model, not a curated record